UUUUGUUUUAAUUUAAAACGUAUUAGGUAUCAAAGAAAUUACUGCGAUGGCAGAAAAUAAACAUAUCGCGUGAGAAAAUUUCAUGUAAUUGCAUGAUAGUUUUAUAUAGCUCAUUGCAAUUCUUUUCAUUAUAAUUAAUAUAUCAUAUAUUUACGUAUUAUAUUUUAUAAAUUUUAUCAAAAGUAAAAGAAGUAAAAAUAUAUUAUUGUUUUUAUACUCAAAUUGCAAAAAUAUACAAUUAUCUUAAUUAAUGAAAUAAAUAUAGUUACUUCCUCCUUCUCCCUCCGUCAAUUUUUUGAAGAGGAGGAGACAUAUAUAAGCGUCGACGAAUCGAUGACAGCUGCAUUUGGAUAGUGACGUUCUUAAUAAUCUACUUUUAUUAUUAUUAUUGUUCAAUAUGACAUUUUUAAGUGUUAUAUUCAUUACUUUGAUACUAUGUGGUGCAGUAAGUUACAUUUGGACAUAUUAUCGUCGGAAGUCCACUACUAAAGAAACAAACAUUUCGGAUAGCUCAAAAAUGUUGUCAAACUAUCUUAAAAAAUACCAAGGAACUUCUGACGAUUUAUUAUUUGCUUUAAACUAUAUUGGAAGUUUAUAUCCAUCCCCAUUCGCACUACCUAAGUUUAUAGGUAUGAACCCAUUUGUUGUAAUAUACAAACCAGAACAAGUAAAGAUAAUCUUACAAAGUCAACAUUGCUUAGGAAAAAGUGAAAUGUAUAAAUUUGGCAUAUUUGGCAUAGGAUUACUAACAGCUUCUGAAUCUGUAUGGAAUCAAAGUCGAAAAAUAAUGACUCCAAGCUUUAAUCCAAAUGUAUUACAAGGAUUUUUCAAUAUAUUUAUCAAACAAUCUUUAAUAUUGAAGAACGAAUUAGAAAAAGUUGGAGCAAAUGGAAAUGAAAUUAUAUUUCUUAAAUAUAUGAAAAUGUGUGCUUUGGAAAUUGCAUUUAGUACCAUAAUAAGCGAUAAUAUGGAAUCAAAUAAAAAAGAUGAAUACUUCAAAAUGAUUACAAGAUUAAAAGAAAUUUUGAAAAAUAAAAUAUAUUUGUUAUUGACACGAAAAAAUAUAACAAGUUACAUAUAUUAUUUUAAUACUUUAUAUAAUUUUACGGCCUCUGGACAAGAACAACGACAGAUUUUAAAAUCAAUAAAGUCUCUUAUUAAUGAGAUAAUACAGCAGCAGCAACAACCUGAAUUAAAUAAAAUUUAUACGACCAAGACAGAAAACCAUACAAAUCAUAAAACAUUCCUCGACAUUCUGAAAAAAUUUAAAAAUAAGGACUUUACAGAUGAAAUAAUUUAUGAUAAUCUGAUUACGCUUCUUACACUGACUAGUGAUACAAUUAGUGCUACUGUAGACUUUGUCGUCUUUAUGUUAGCAAAUUUCCCCAAAAUACAAGAAAAAGUAUACAAAGAAUUGACAGAAAUUUAUGGUACAGAAACACUGAUAUCUGCGCCAGUAAAAUAUGAUGAUUUACAACAUAUGCAUUAUUUGGAUCAAGUUAUCAAGGAAACGAUGAGACUUUUUCCUACUAUUCCUAUAAUUGGGCGACAAUUAACAAAAGAUGUAUAUAUAGGAGAUUCUACUUUACAAAAAAAUACUAAUGUUAUCAUAUCACUUAUGCUGAUGAAUCGAAAGGAACAGUAUUGGCCCAACGCAUUAAAAUUUGACCCAGAUAGAUUUCACCCGGAAAGGAUGAAGGAUUGUUCUUCGUAUUAUUACAUUCCUUUUAGUGAUGGACCAAGAAAUUGCAUAAGUACAGAAUACGCAAUGAUUUCCAUGAAAGUUAUUCUAGCUACUUUAAUACGAACAUUUGUAUUCAAAGUAGAUAACAACAUGCAAAUGAAUGUCAUGCGAUUAACGAUGAACGACUUAACGUUAUCAACUGUUAAACCUUUAAAGAUUAAAAUAAAAAAACGGGAUAUUUAAUAAAGCCCUAAAAAAUAUAUUAAAUAAAAGAAAAUGCUUUUUUACAUAUUAUAGCAAUUAAUACUAUUACUACUAU
This is a messenger RNA of Monomorium pharaonis (pharaoh ant), 2003 nucleotides long. RefSeq names its product cytochrome P450 4V2. The coding region runs from base 398 to 1927 and encodes 509 amino acids. NCBI's taxonomy places the organism in Eukaryota, Metazoa, Arthropoda, Insecta, Hymenoptera, Formicidae. The transcript is spliced from 12 exons. Gene Ontology annotation, molecular function: monooxygenase activity; heme binding; oxidoreductase activity, acting on paired donors, with incorporation or reduction of molecular oxygen. The record is from RefSeq and is a predicted model, not a curated record.